CUUGCCCUCCUAAGCAGAGGCCAGCCCACUACAAAGAUCUGGGAACUGCAACGAAACCCAUGACAGUCUGAAGCAGCAGCUCCCUUGCUGCCAGCCUCCAGAUUCUCAUCUGUCACCUCAGACCCGGACUAGUUGACAGAGCAGCAGAAUUUCAACUCCAAUAGGCUUGAACGUGUUUCUGAGCAGAGAAGCAGAGCUAAAAAAGGGAAGGGCUUGAAAGUGUUUCUCUUGGGUAUUUGUCAAACUUUUAUUUCCUGGCUGGAAGCAGAGAGGGGAUUGAACUCCAACUUCAGUUUUCUACCAGAACUCUGGGUCCAGACACCUAUCUGAAGGUCUGGAAAGCAUGAGGACGGUGCUGGUUUUCCUCUUUGUCUUGGGAACUACAGCUGCAAUCCCGACAAAUGCAAGAUUUUUAUCUGACUAUUCCACACCAACUGCUGAAGUAUUGGUGACUCCUGACAGCACUGCUAUCCCCACUGACAGAAGUGAAGCUGCAGAAAAUGAAAAAGCUACUGAGGCAUCCACAGAAAGUACUCCCAACCAUACGGCUGAAACCCCUUCAAUACAAAGAUCAGAAGAGGAAAACCCUGCUCCAACUGCAGAUCAGGACAAGACUUCUAGCCACGAGCUGGGACUGAAGGACCAGGAGGAUGGCGAUGGUGACGUAAGUGUGGAAAAUGCCCCAACUGAAGGGACCUUAGACUCUAAAGAAGCUUUGAGUGAGACUCCAAAGAGUCACUUCCCAGAGGUCACGGAUCCCCCAGAGGCUGCUUUUAGUUCCUAUGUGGAAUCUCAGCAAGAAAACACUGCAAACAGAGAGGGAAGCAAAGAACAACCUGUACACGAGGCAUAUGAAUUGAACAAGAACAGUUCACAUAGCGAAGACCUAAUGGAUGAAGGAAGCCAAGAGCAUGACCCACAUCUUCCCAAUGGUGAUGGAGAAGACGGAGAAAAAGAGCCCGAGGAAGAUGGUGUCCUCAAUGAUGAGCAGGAAAAUGAAAAAGAAGUUGCUGAGGAACAUUCUAACAGCAAGCAGGAAGAAGACAGUGACCAAUCUGAGGAUAUUCUGGAAGAUUCCAAUCCACCAACACAAGCAAGUGCGAUGCAAGAUGAAUCUGAGCACAGUCAGCAAGGUCAAGGAGAGAACUCUAAUGCUGAGACGGAAGAGGACCAUGCAUCCAACAGCAAUAAGCAAAGCGAAGAAGGAAAAGCUGACCUUGAAGUUACUGACAACCAGGAGGACGUGGAUAGAACAACGGUUCCUACAGAAUUGACUGGAGAUGGUGACGUUGUGUCCAAAAGUCAUGAAGCUGAAGGUGAUGGAGAUAUUGAUGACGCUAAGCAUGGUGAAGGUGAUGACUACUUGAUGCCGAGUGAAGACAGUUUGGAGGCUGCAAAGACUCAACCCAUUUCUUCUAACCUAAAGCAUGAACAGGGAAGAUCUCAUGAGGAUGAGAAUGUGGAUACCAGCGAGGCUGGAGUCUACCAAGAGGCUAAGAAAGCUGAGAGCUCAUCACACAACGAUGAAACAUCAAGUGAAGACAACGCAAGGCUGCACGGUGCUGAUUCCUGCGUAAACUUCCAAUGUAAAAGAGGGCAUAUUUGCAAGGCAGAGCCACAGGGAAUAGCACACUGUGUAUGCCAAGAUCCCGCAACUUGUCCUCCAGCAAAACUCCUUGACCAAGUUUGUGGCACUGACAACCAGACCUAUACAAGUUCCUGUCAUCUGUUUGCUACUAAAUGCAGACUUGAGGGGACCAAAAAGGGACACCAACUACAGAUGGAUUAUUUUGGAGCCUGCAAAUCUAUUCCUGUUUGUACGGACUUUGAAGUGGCUCAGUUUCCCCUACGGAUGAGAGACUGGCUCAAGAAUAUUCUCGUGCAGCUUUACGAACCAAAUCCUAAACAUGCAGGACAUCUAAAUGAAAAACAGAGAAGUAAAGUCAAGAAAAUUUAUCUGGAUGAAAAGAGACUCUUGGCUGGGGACCAUCCCAUUGAACUUCUCCUAAGGGACUUCAAGAAGAACUAUCACAUGUAUGUGUAUCCUGUGCACUGGCAGUUUAAUGAGCUUGACCAGCAUCCCAAGGACAGGGUCCUGACGCACUCGGAGCUGGCUCCCCUGCGAGCGUCGCUGGUGCCCCUGGAGCACUGCAUAACCCGUUUCUUCGAGGAGUGCGACCCCAACAAGGACAAGCACAUCACCUUGCAGGAAUGGGGCCACUGCUUUGGAAUUAAAGAAGAAGACAUAGAUGAAAACCUCUUGUUUUGAAUUCAGAUUUGAAAGAACUCAAGCCUUCCAACAUCCUCCUCUUGUUUAAGCAUGUCUGAAAUACAUGCAGCCGGACGAGUAGAUUUAUAGUUAGCAAACUGUUUGCAUGUAAGAGAAGACAAUGAGAGCAAUUGCUUGAUAAUUAAGUAUAUGCGCCAAGCAUGCAACAUUACCCUAAGAAAUAAAACCAUAAAAUGAAGUAAAGGCAAUGCACAUAGAAGAAAUGCACACUAUUUUAGAACAAGAGUUUGACUCACAGUAAUUUCACUUGGGGCAUUAACUUUUAAGGUAAUUACUAAUUAUAAAACUUGAAAAAUAUUAUGUGUUCAUAUUGUCCAUCACAUAUACGUCAAGAAGACAGAACAUGGUGUUUUAUGCUUAAUAUGUAUCACAAUCAAUAUCUUAAUAACGUAAUAAAGAGUCUAUAAAAUUCUAAA
Molecule: messenger RNA, 2706 nt
Organism: Perognathus longimembris pacificus (Pacific pocket mouse)
Lineage: Eukaryota; Metazoa; Chordata; Mammalia; Rodentia; Heteromyidae
Gene: Sparcl1
Product: SPARC like 1
Exons: 11
Coding region: 344-2269 (641 amino acids)
Biological process (GO): anatomical structure development
Molecular function (GO): protein binding; extracellular matrix binding; collagen binding
Source: RefSeq, a predicted model, not a curated record